Molecule: messenger RNA, 2088 nt
Organism: Hyalella azteca
Lineage: Eukaryota; Metazoa; Arthropoda; Malacostraca; Amphipoda; Hyalellidae
Product: protein O-linked-mannose beta-1,2-N-acetylglucosaminyltransferase 1
Exons: 11
Coding region: 4-1509 (501 amino acids)
Biological process (GO): protein O-linked glycosylation via N-acetylgalactosamine
Cellular component (GO): Golgi membrane
Molecular function (GO): beta-1,3-galactosyl-O-glycosyl-glycoprotein beta-1,3-N-acetylglucosaminyltransferase activity
Source: RefSeq, a predicted model, not a curated record
UACAUGGCAGCGGUGACCGUGGUUGGCGGUGCGACUGUGGCAGAAAGUUUCUCCCCCGACGGCUCAAGUCUGAAGCUGGGGGUGUUUUCCACUCCCGUUGCCAUGGAGACCGUAUUUCGACUUCUGCCAGAAGAUUCGUGCACCUGGAUGAAAGCAAAUCAGAAGCAUCGAGCUCGUCUGUGCGCCCACUCCGAUGGCUAUGGGGAUCUUUGUGACUGUUCUGUCCAAGUGCCUCAGAUUCUUCUUCCCCAGCCCAAACCGCUGCCAUAUGACGGCUUGCGCGGCGUUGUCGUGCUGGUUAUUGCGGGCAAUAGACCUUCUUCCCUCUACAGAUGCCUAUUCACUCUUCUCACCCAAAACGGAGUGAAUAAAUCCCGGUUUCUGGUGAGCAUUGAUGGCCAUCACGCAGCUGUUGAAGCUUUACUCGACGUCCUCGGGAUAGCUUGGAUCCAGAACGACAUGAGCGUAGACGACUUCCCUGCAGAAGGCCGCAACAGCUCAGGGUUCCGUAUUUCCCGGCACUACAUUUUUUCGCUAGAAGGCGCAUUCAGCAAAUUUCCGGAGGCACAACGCGUCAUCAUCAUGGAGGAAGACCUCCUGGCCUCACCUGACUUUUUUGAUUACUUUGGCCAAACCGCGUGGCUCCUGGACGCUGAUCCGUCUCUGUACUGCGUCUCUGCAUGGAACGACCACGGCGCCUUGCACACAUCAAGAGACAUCAGGCGGCUGUACAGGAUCGAGACCCACCCUGGCUACGGCUGGAUGAUGAAGAGGUCAUACUUCGAGGCCGUUGUUCAGGAAUGGAAGAACAUCACUGGCGACCAUGACUGGGACAUAUGGAUGCGUUCACCGCACUUGAGGGCGGAGCGGGAGUGCGUCGUGCCGUCUGUGUCGCGCAGCUUCCACUACGGCAUCGUCGGCGCCCACGUCAACGGGGUGCUCACCCUCGCGCACUUCACCGGCCACCUCAUGUCCGCCGCGCGCACGCAUGUGCACCUCAAAACUGAAGUUCUUCUGCAGUCAAAUUAUGAGCGGCACAUAUACGAGCUUCUUCUUGGCCCAAGUACCGUAUAUUUGAACUCUACGUUGAGUCCUUGCCAUCCUGAAAUGCUCCCGAAGAAUUUCACGGAAGGGCCUCUGGUGGUGGCGUUCGAAAUGGUGUCGUCCGACGACCACACUGCGUGGGCCAGGCUGGGAGGUUGCCAUGGCUUGUGGAACCUGGAUACGAGGGGCCAUCACCGCGGGCUUUUCCGGUUUGAUUAUUACAACACAUCAGUGAUGGCCGUUGGCUACCCCUUCAGUGAAUACAGCUGGAUACUGCCACCUCAUGUGCACGUGAUCCGCUCAUUAGAAAAUGACGAAGAGCGGGAGGAACUUGGCAAAUUGUCUACACAGAACCGCAUGCGGUUCCGCGUUCAUGACUUGGAGCGAUUUGUCCCAGCGCUUCUCGUCGAAGCCUUCAGCCCAAGACCAGUGUAUCUGUCUGCCGAUGGAUCUUUCAUUUCCUGAACUUUGUCACAGAAUGCUUUAUCUAGUUGGGUUUGGGCUGUUGGUCUGUAUAAACUGUUUGAAGAACGAUUUUUUUUGGACUGGCAUUAAUAGAAAUUCAAACGAUGACGAGAAAGAGGAAGUGAAUUGACAAGUUAAUGGAGGACGUCAUUAGUUAAUAAACAGAAAGAACGGGAAACCUUCCACAUCAUGGAAAUGGGAAAAAUAGAAGUAUUUAGAGCAAUAGAAAUUACGCUGACACUGCCAUUUCACUUUGUUUGAGUGGAUUGAAGAGUUUGUGGUGACCAUGUAUUUAUAUAUUUCCUCCAGUUACCCCGGUAACUCAAUUAACUAACUAAGAACAUUGCUAGCCUAGUGUAAUUUAGCGGAGUUACCCAUCAACUCUAACUCAGUAUUAUUAUCCAUGUUAUUGCCUUAACAAUUAUUUUUAAUCAUCAACUUCCAUUGGAAUACUGUUAAAUAAGAAUUAGCUACACAUUAAUAUUUUUAGCACCGGCCUAGGAUAUUAAGUCAUUAAUUAACUCCAGUUGUCAUAAUCAUUUGCAUAUCUGUUAUACCGUUUAUUAUCUGGUCUCAAGA